UUUCAACUCUGAAUCAAUACAAGCAGGCUGCGCAGACGGGGCCCAGUUGGUUGCGGCACAGAGAGAGAUCAUGAGAGUUCAUAGGAUGAGGAACACAAGUAGUUUCUGAGAAGCACUAUUUUUACGCGACAAUAGAGCUAAGAAUUGGCGACGAAGAGUAACUACUCGCUCAAGCGAGACUACGCACGGGCACGAUUGAUAUCUAGGCGACAUUACCAUUCACAAGAGAGCCUCUUGAGCUGUACACUUCAUUGACAACUGUUUAGAAGUGUCAACCCUAUAGUUCAGAGUUAGUACUUACUAAAAUCCCAAAAAACGACAAUGGAGCCUCGCAUAGCAGACGUCAAAGACGUGCACCGCCUCGAGCGGAUUGGCGCGCACUCGCACAUUCGUGGUUUGGGUCUUGACGACAGCUUAUCCUGAGUAAAAACGUACCCACACCAGAGUUGUAAUGCAGAUUUGUAAAGACAGGAAGACUUGUAAUGCGCAUCCCCAUGAGAGCCAUUUCCAAUCGUGUUUCGGAAUUUGUGAUGCUGUGAACAGGAUGAGCAGAUGAAUCUGUGAUGCGGCUGCACUUGCUAACCUGCACUACACUGCAUAGUGCAACUUGUCAUGCGUGACUCACAAAGCUGCUAGGUUUGUGUUGCAAAAUCCUCAUCCUGACUCUGGUGUGGGUACGUUUUUACUCAGGAUACAGCUUGGAUGCGCGGCUGGUCUCCCAGGGUAUGGUCGGGCAGAACAAAGUAUGAAUUGCAAAAAUGUCUGGGUCUGGAAGAAUGCAACUUGUGAUGCUAUUUUUGGAAUCUACAAAAAUCUGUAUUGCAUGAGCAGCAAGAGGCGUCCAGUUUUUGCCCGGCGGAGAGGGCAUCUGUCAUGCGGGAUAGGCAUCAAGAUACCCGCAAAAAAUUUGUGAUGCUGGGGCAUACAUCGCAGACAUCACAGGUCAUGCAAAAUGUCCAUGACAAAUCUUGCAAUCUUCCAGACCCAGACAUAUUUGCAUUUGAUACAAAGCCCGACGAGCGGCCGGUGUCAUUUUAUCCAUGAUCAACGAAGGGCGUAUUGCAGGCCGUGCCAUCCUAAUCGCUGGUCAACCCGGAACGGUACUGAUUUGCUUCUGUGGUCUUUGCUUGAAUUCCGAACCCACGUGCAUAUUGAUAGAUUAUCUUUUCUGCCGGUAGAAACGAAAUUCACAAUACGAUCAACCAAAUCUAGUACAAGAACAUCGUUUAUUAAAAAACUACAGGGUAAAACGGCAAUAGCCAUGGGUAUGGCAAAGGCGCUCGGCGACGACACCCCUUUUACCUGCAUAGCAGGUAGUGAAAUUUUUUCGUUGGAAAUGUCCAAGACGGAGGCGCUAACCCAGGCGUUUCGGCAGUCGAUCGGAGUGAGAAUCCGGGAAGAAGCAGAAAUCAUCGAGGGUGAGGUAGUGGAAAUAGAAAUCGAGCAGGCCGAGGGACGCGCGCCAACGUUCGGAAAAAUGACACUGAAGACGACAGAAAUGGAGACAAUGUAACGAGUUUUUUGUUGCGUGAUGCUCAGAGUAAAUUUUGAGGUUUUUCUUUCGAUUCUGUGCUGCAGUGCUUUUUGUUUUAGAUGGGCGUAAAAAUUCUCAUUUCCAAAAUUUCACAGAUACGACCUCGGUCAGAAGAUGAUCGAGCAGGUACAAAAGGACGACAUUCAAGCGGGAGAUGUAGUCACGAUCGAUAAAUCAUCCGGAAAGAUUUCUCUACUCGGAAAAUCUUUCGCGCGCAGCAAGGACUUCGACGCCAUGGGACCGCAAACAAGGUGCGUUUUCUUCUGCCAUAAUUUGAACUAGAUGUUGCACAAUUUUGAUGGACGCAACCUAAAGUUUGGCGAGAUCCUAAGGUCGGCUGUCGGUCUUGGAAAGAUGCUGCGACACACGAUCAAGUCGAACCAACCUACCACAACAAAAAUCAAAAACAGGUUUGUGCAGUGCCCGGACGGCGAGCUGCAGAAGCGGAAGGAGGUCGUGCACACGGUGAACCUGCACGAGAUCGAUGUGAUCAACAGUCGAUCGCAGGGUUUCCUCGCCCUCUUCGCCGGCGAUACCGGUGAGAUCAAGCAGGAGGUGCGUGAGCAGAUCGACGCCAAGGUCGCGGAGUGGCGGGAGGAGGGCAAGGCCGAGAUCGUGCCGGGCGUGUUGUUCAUCGACGAGGUGCACAUGCUGGACAUCGAGUGCUUCUCCUUCCUGAACAGGGCACUGGAAAUGGAAACCAGUCCCGUGGUCAUCAUGGCGACGAACAGAGGUAAUAUAUGUUGUAGAAUUUUUUUUUCUCGCCCAUAAUGAUAUCAUUUUCAUUUCUCAAAAACAGCUUUUACAAAAAUGAUCCUGUUUUGGCCUAUUUGUUCUGCACAGUAAAAAUCAACUGGCACACGACCGUCAUAUUCUCUAGGUAUUACCAAAAUCCGCGGCACGGAUUACAAAUCCCCUCACGGAAUCCCGCUGGAUUUGCUGGACCGCGCACUGAUUAUCAGCACGGAGCCCUACAGCGAGCGAGAAAUCCGGAAAAUUCUCGACAUCCGAGCAGGUUCGUUUUUGCUUUUUGAGCACUAGAACUGUUGAUGAGGAAUUCGGCUUUAUUUCUGUUGCAGCUGUGCGUGACCGUGAACUACAUGAUUUAUUUUUCAAAUGAAGUCAAAGUCGUAAAUUGCUGCUACAAUACCGCCACAACAGAGGAGGAAGACGUCGAGAUGACGGAGCCUGCUAAGGAGCUGCUGACCAAGAUCGGGAUGGAGAGCACGCUGCGAUACGCCAUCCACUUGAUCAGUGUGGCCAACCUGGUGUGCUUGAAGCGCAAGGGCCAGGAGGUGGACGUGCCGGACAUCCGCAAAGUGUACUCGCUCUUCGUGGACGUGAAGCGCAGCACCCAGUUCCUGAUGGAAUACAACCAGGAGUUCAUGUUUUCCGAGUUCGACCAGGUCGAGGAGAAGAUGGAGGAAGACUGAACAGAAGCAGUUCAACAUCCGAAGGCGUAGUUUUGAAGCCAGUUCUUGGAGAAGGGAGAAACACUGUACUUACUUAUCCAGCACAUCAUGGUGAGAACAAACAGAAGGAUUUUUUUCGAACUAAUUUCGGGUAUUGACGAAAAGGGAACCAGCGGACGAGGUCGCGACCGAGCUGAUUUUUUGGUGGGAUCGAUGCUCCUCAUAAAUAUCUUUCAACAGGAGCAGCACGUAAGCUGAAUACCACAGUAGACCUGGACUUUUUUCAAUUAUCGAAUUCGCGGAGAUAGUUCUUGGUAAUUCUUUUGUACGUGAGAAGACCAUUGCGGAAACAAGGUGUGGGUGUUUUUCUUUUGCUAGUCUGGGGAUGGAAUUGCCGAUGGAACAGAAUGUAAAGUCUUCUACAAGCGAACACAUGUACAACAAAAAAAAAGAUGAACAAGCAAGAAACAU
This is a messenger RNA of Amoebophrya sp. A120, 3417 nucleotides long. Lineage: Eukaryota; Dinophyceae; Syndiniales; Amoebophryaceae. The record is from the annotation of a GenBank genome assembly.